AUGACGUCCACAAGUUCCGGCUGGGCGCAGCUUCGCCAGCAAGCCCGCUCCCUCGAGACCCAGACCGAAAAUCUUUUCCAUACCUACGCACAAUUCGCUUCUCUUACAAAACCUCCACCAGAACCAACAGAAGAGGAACUGCGGAUUGAAUCACAACUGAAAGACCUCCUUGAACGACGUGACGCCCUAAUUGCUCAACUCUCUCGCCUCCUUGACUCCGAAGCUACCCUCACAUCUUCCGCUCUUAAACAGAGUAAUCUCUCCCGCCACCGCGAAGUCCUUCAGGACCACCGCCGUGAGCUCCAGCGGCUGACUUCAGCCAUCGCCGAGGCACGCGACCGUGCCAAUCUUCUCCAUAAUGUGCGCUCUGACAUCGAUGCCUAUCGCGCAUCAAAUCCCAGUGCCGCCGAGGCUGAAUAUAUGCUCGAGGAGCGCGGUAGGGUUGAGAACAGCCACAAUAUGAUGGACGGUGUCCUAAGCCAGGCAUAUGCGAUCAACGAGAACUUUGGUGUGCAGCGCGAAACUCUGGCCAGUAUUAACCGGCGCAUUGUUGGUGCUGCUAGUCAUGUUCCUGGUAUGAAUUAUCUCAUGAGCAAGAUUGGGACGAAGAAGCGGAGAGAUGCGAUUAUUCUGGGAUGCUUCAUCGGGUUCUGUUUCCUGAUGGUACUUUACUUCCGGUAA
Messenger RNA from Penicillium odoratum, 681 nucleotides. Its product is annotated as putative vesicle transport v-SNARE protein Gos1. The coding region runs from base 1 to 681 and encodes 226 amino acids. Gene Ontology annotation, cellular component: cis-Golgi network; Golgi membrane; SNARE complex. Gene Ontology annotation, molecular function: SNAP receptor activity. The record is from RefSeq and is a predicted model, not a curated record. NCBI's taxonomy places the organism in Eukaryota, Fungi, Ascomycota, Eurotiomycetes, Eurotiales, Aspergillaceae. The transcript is spliced from 3 exons. Gene Ontology annotation, biological process: vesicle fusion; endoplasmic reticulum to Golgi vesicle-mediated transport.